Lachancea mirantina is the source of this 4293-nucleotide messenger RNA. The record is from the annotation of a GenBank genome assembly. NCBI's taxonomy places the organism in Eukaryota, Fungi, Ascomycota, Saccharomycetes, Saccharomycetales, Saccharomycetaceae.
AUGGCCAGCUAUCCUGGAGAACAGACCAAAAUACCUAAGCGGCUAGCAGAAGCUCUCGAGUAUCAAACGCUAACGCACCUCAUUCCAAAAAAUGUGCUUGCGAAACUUUUGCAGCAUAAUUUCCUGCUUUCGUUGAGAUACAAGUCGAAGGCGUUCGAUCCGACAAAGGCUGGUGGAGAAGCUCUGUCCUCAUUCGAGCCGCCACAAAACGAUAAUGUGGACCAAACGGAAUGCUUAAGUGAUGAUGACGGAUUACUAGGGAAGGCUUUCGGGCAACUCUCUCCUUUGGCGAGACGAUUCGUCGAAAAACCACCUGCUUACAAAGCUUCUCCGUUUGACGCGCCUUCCUUGAAACGAGAUCUCAAUAGCCUAGAGUGCGAGGAAGAUCAAAAGGCAGACGUCAGCUAUGUCAAGCUUACGAAACACCACCAGAAUAUGGCCAAACUAGCUAAUACUAUCGAGGAUGUUAAUCAAGCUGCCAUCAGGAAUCGACACAUGGAGGAGCUUGAGUGUCUUCUGCGUCAUAUCGGUCCGACCGAUCAAGGGAAAUAUAAUCCACUCUUUUGGGUUCGUCUGAAUGGCCAGCAUAUUUUGACUGAUAUCACUGUUGAAAAGCUGCACCUUGUGCUCCAGAAUAUUACGGCGGUCACCAAUCUUGCAGACGCUUCGAAUCAGCAGGUGAUAAGGCAGACUUUGGAACUUUGUGCCUGCCACGUCACAAGAGUGAUGAAAAUUGGGCUUCAAGAAGAGAGCUUGAGCGUGACAAACGCAAUUGCAGCUUCAUACCUUAUCCUAUUGAUAAUCACCCACAAUCUCUGCGAUAACUUCAUGCUAUACGACAAAUACAUUUCAACUGCCGUUGAUUGUUUCUCCUCCACCGUACAUGCUUUUGUCAGUCGACAACUUGCCCGAAAGGAGGCAAGACCAUUUACUUUUACCGUCGAGUUAUUUCUCGGAUCGAUCUUAAAAGCUGUCAAAUUGGGCUACCUUUCGGAUGAAAAAUACGCAACAAGUCUUAUCUACAGCUUAGUGGAACUGCUUUUGCUUGAUUCUUAUUACUCAAAUGAAUUAUCUGCUGCCAGCCUCGAAAACUUAAAAGUGUCAAGUUCGUUUGGUUUGAGAGCUUUUUUCGAGAACAUACCGAGCCAAAGACUUGGAAUACUUAAUGAGCUGUUACAACAUGCCAGUUCGUUAAGCAGCAGUAAAAAAUCUAUCAGAAAAAAGCUCCAUAAGUUGAGCCUGCCAUUUUUACUGCUUUCUAUGCUUCAAACGCUGAAUUCUUAUUCAUUCGACGCUGACCGCGGGAAGUUGGCACUUACAGAGUUUAUUCAACAUCACCAAUCUGUGUCAAACGAAUUAAUGACUUACAUCGACUACGUGAAUGAGGAAUUGAUCAGGAGGUGUUCUGUCGAUAUUGCUAAUAACAAAGCAAUCCUAGAAAACUACGUGCAAGACCUGACUGUUAUGGUGGUGAAGCCGGAGUGGAGCAUAGCGGAGCUUGUCUUAACUUCGCUACUCAAAAAGCUGCUGCUUUUCUACAGCCCUUCAAAGCUUUCUCCUUUCGCAAUGGAGUUGGUGGCGCUGAACACAAUCAAAACCAUUGGCACGGCCAUUCAGGAGAUUAUUCUGCAAGGGCGUGCGGUUCGAAAAGGUGCUUUAUUAUAUCUUCCGAGUUAUGAAGAGCUUCCGGACUUGCUAUUUUCUUUUCAAAUAUGCCGCGGCGGCCUGCAACAAGCGGGCCUCGAGGAAGCUCAGCGGUUCACUUGGCAUAGACAGAUCGACUGUCUUUUAACUCUAAAGGCUAUAGAGCACGAUUCGCCAGAGAUUCAAAGCGACCUUGAUAAUCUUCUCCUCAAAAGCUUGCGAGAUAAAGCAACAUCUGAUCGAUACGAUUUUUUAAUUCCCCAUGAACCUAAAAAUUGUUCGGUCGAUUACUUUCACACAAUGCAAGUGUCAGAAUUGGCAAAUCUCUACCAUCCUUUUUUAAAGUUGAUAAUCUCUCUCCUGGAAAGAGAUAAGGUCAAGCUUAUGGCUGGCGCUGUUAGAUGUCUCUCUGUACUGGCAGAAAAGGACUCUGAGCUGCUUAUGCAUCCAAUCGUUAGAAAUACUAUCGAAGAAAAACUCAGAAACGCGUCGGCUUCAGUGAAAGAUGCAAUUUUGGAUUUAAUAUUGCAGAAUGACGCCGGCAUUACAUUCUUUCGAUCUAUAAAUCUCAACUUCAAUGAUGAAAGCAUAUCAGUCAGGAAAAAGGUUCUCCAGUUAAAUACUCAGAUUUACGACAGAACAGAUCAGAUUUCUAUUAAAAUCCACGUAGCGUUGAGGCUUCUCAUGGAAACUGAAGACGAAAACGAUAAUAUUGCCAUACCAGCUCAGAACGCCCUUUUGCAAAGGUGGAUUUUAAAGAGUGCAAACACCAAAGCCUUGCCUCAAGAACGAGAAGUUGAAGCCAAAAGUAGCGUCGUAUUGAUUGCGAACCUCCUUGAAAAAGGUGAAGGCAUAUCUAAGAUGUUCGUUCGAUUUCUGAACCAGUACGUUUUGAAAGAGGGGUUACAUGAGGAAACGGUUUUCAAGAACAUAUUGAGCUCUGGUAAUCUUUUCACAAGAAAGGCAGUUGAGCUGGCUAUCGGCCUGCAUUACGAGGAUGAAGCAGGAACGAUGGAAGUGCGCAAUGUAAACCUCAAAAUUCUGAAACUAUUAUGCAUAAUGUCGUCGUGCUCCGUCAGUUUUAUUACUAAAGAUCAAAUCAUGAUGCUAUAUCCUUACCUGUCUGCCGCGGAUCGCUCCGAGUUCGACUACCUGCAUUUGAGAAUUCUGAAAAAUGCAUUCGCUCAGCUCCCAAACUUCAAACCAACUUUCUUACUUGAGUUGGAAACCAUAAUUCUCAACAAGCUUCCUAAAAUGAACACCUUAGAACUAGAAGAGGGAAUUCCUCUCGCCCUAGCUAUUGCUACGCGACGACAGAACAACAGGAGGCUGGCAAAAGCGUGCGACUCGUCUGUGGGCCUCCUAAUCCCGUAUUUAACUCGACUGAAAAGUAAUCCUGGCUCUCUGCAAUUGGAUGGAAAACUUCAGCAGCUAAUACUUUUGAUCACUGGAUUUUCAAGGUUCUGCAGUGGAGCUGCGUUUGCUCAGAAACUUCCCAGUUUAGGAUCUUCUGAAACUCUUCUGGAGUUCACGGCCAAGUUCUUGCUCAUAUUAUGUGGUUCCGACAAUCUGCCGGCUAUUCGCAAGGUUGCGAUGAGGAGCCUACUGAAGUUAGGGACGACUUUUCCUCGUCUCUUUAACUCGCAUCAUUUCAUCAAAUUAAUCGAUACUGAAAUCAAGGAGGGGACGUAUGACAUGAAACUAGUCAUCAUAAGUUCUUUGAAUUUCCUUCUAGUUUCUGAGGAAGAGAAAACAGCCAAAAAUCCCACGACCUCGUUCAAUUCCGACGCCCGCGAAAGUUCGACUCGAAGUAACGAUAGCAUAUGUGCUGGGCUGGUUUCCAGAUACUUGAGUGAAGUUCUUCAUUUUUGCGUAAAAAAUGCAUUAGAUAGGGAACAGCGGUGCGUUCUCGAGUUUAUUUCUCAUGUCCUGAAUUUUGGCUAUGCGAAUCCCUCAAAAUGUAUUCCAACGUUGAUUGCAGUUGCAUGUAGUGAAGAGGCACUAAACCGAGAGUCGACACUAAAAAUAUUGGCUGAUAUGUUUGAACUUCAUGAAAGCAUGGUUUUCAACGGACUUAACCGUGGCCUUAAGCUCGCAUUCAAUCAUGUAUGCCAGAAAGAUUGGGCCUUGCAUCCAAUCAAUACGAUGAUGUUCCGCGGGCUUCAAAAACUAUUUAUGAAGUCCCAUAAAAUGGUAAACGGCUUUCUGACUACCAUGAAAAAGCAUUUUGGGGAAAAGUUAAUUGACGAAUGUAAUAAAAAUCCAGGAAAGGGGGCUUUAGUUGUUAUCUUACUGAAUGUUGCUUGUUUGAGUUUUAAAGAAGGCGCACAGGUUGUUCCUUUCCUUGAUGAACUCGAAGAUGCAAUAGAGCAGGCGGUCGAACUAAUAAAAUAUUCAGAGCACUCAUCACCAGAAAGCAAAAAGGUAAGGGCUAGACUGAUCAAACAUAAAGUUCAAUUUGAACUUACGAAAGAGUUUCUGUCGAAAAUAAUUGCACAGGGAAAUGACGAUCAAAACGAGGACAGUGGAAAAGCCCCGAAGAUUGCAGCUCGCUGCCUCAGAAAUAUUAACGAUCUCUCAAAGGCCUUAGUCGACGUCGAAGACGCAAACGUGGAUAAAGUCCUCAAAGAAUUCGGGAGCUUGAGUUAA